UCGGCACGGGCGGCCGUGGGGGUCGGCGUUAACGGCGCCGGGGGGCGGUGGCGCCUCCCGUCGGCGGCUGGGCGGCUCCGUGGGGCGGCGCGGCGGGUCCGCUUGGUUCCCUCCUUUCUGAAUGCUAAUGAUGGAGAAGUACCAUGUCCUGGAAGUGAUAGGAGAAGGUUCCUUCGGGCGAGUGUACAAGGGGCGUCGGAAGUACAGUGCCCAGGUGGUAGCCUUGAAGUUCAUCCCCAAGGUGGGGCGGUCAGAGAAGGAGCUGAAGAACCUGCAGCGGGAAAUUGAGAUCAUGAGAGGCCUCCAUCACCCCAACAUCAUCCAGAUGCUUGACAGCUUUGAGACUGACAAGGAGGUAGUGGUGGUAACCGACUAUGCAGAGGGGGAGCUCUUCCAGAUCCUGGAGGAUGAUGGGAGUCUGCCAGAGGACCAGGUCCAGACUAUAGCUGCCCAGUUGGUCUCUGCUCUCUAUUACCUGCAUUCCCACCGUAUCCUGCACCGUGACAUGAAACCCCAGAACAUCCUGCUGGGAAAAGGUGGCAUCAUCAAGCUCUGUGAUUUCGGGUUUGCCCGUGCCAUGAGCAUCCACACCAUGGUGCUGACCUCUAUCAAGGGCACUCCCCUGUACAUGUCUCCUGAGCUGGUGGAGGAGCGGCCGUACGAUCACACAGCUGACCUGUGGUCCAUGGGCUGCAUCCUGUACGAGCUGUUUGUGGGCACCCCUCCUUUCUACACCAGCAGCAUCUUUCAGCUCGUCAGCCUCAUUGUCAAGGACCCUGUGAAAUGGCCCGAGGCCAUAAGCCCAGUUUUCAAGAGCUUCCUGCAGGGACUGCUGAUGAAGGAUCCUCGCCAGCGCCUGUCAUGGCCAGAGUUGCUCUCACACCCCUUCAUUGCUGGACGGGUCACUGUGAUUGAUGACACGGAAGCACAUGGAAUCUCAAACCCCUUUACCACCAAGCUGUCCCCAGAGCUGCAGGCCCUGAAGGAGCAACAAGCCCAUUCUCUGGCCCCCAGGAGUGGCCAGUCCAGGAUUCUGAGAAAGGCCCGGCAGAAGAUGGCUGAGGAUGCCCGGAAAAAGGGGCAGCUGAAGACAGACACUGCAUCUGUGAAGGACCCUGGCAAAGGAUGCCCAGGGCAUAAAUCCAGAGCAGCUCCUGAGAAGGCAGCUCUUGGGAAAGGAGAGCCACCAGCUGCUGCCAAAGAGAAAAACCCAGGCCUCCUGCAAGGAGGGAGCAACGUGGCAGAGUGGGAGCUGGAGAAGCCUCCUCCAAGUGCAAGGGAGCACAGCAUCACUCGAGACUAUGAGCAAGAGUUUCCUGGACCAGGGACCCUUCCAGAGCCUGACUCUGUUAGGGCAGAGCCCCGAGGCAGGCGCAGCAUUGAGGCUGUGGACCUGGAGAGUGAGGAGCUGGAGAGUGAUGAGGAGUGGCAGCACUUGAUUGAGGCCACAGAGCCUUCAGCCAUGCAGCUGAGUGCGCCGCUAAGUCUCCUGAGGGAUUCGGCCUUUCGUCAGCGUGUCCGGGCCCGCCUUGCAGACUCCAGCCAGCAGGUGCUGGAAGGGAUGCUGGAGGGAGCGUCCCAUCUCCGUCCUGCACUUCGUGUUGUGGGCAACCUCCUGGCUACCCAGUGUGACUCGGAGCUUCUGUACCACUUUUGCCAAGAGCUGGAUAUGCCUCUGUUCCUGCUAUGUUUAGCCAAGAAGAUCCUGGAGAACAGUAACGCCAAGCAGCAGUCUUGGUGCAUCGUGGUGCUGACAGACCUCAUCGUGGUGACCACAGUUUAUUUCAGCAGUGAGUGCUGCCUGGAGGGGAGCCAGCAGAAGUGCAGCCUGCAGACUUUCCAGGAGUGUGCCGGCCAUUUUCUAGCCCUGCUGCCGGAGCUGCUGGCCCAGUCGGCUGACAGUGAGAUGAGACUCUGCAAGCAAAGCCUCCUGUGCUUCACCCUGCUCUGCGAGAGCUUGGAUGCAAGGUGCCCUUCCAUCUCCGCCCCCUUUUAUGCCAGCCUGAGAGAGAAGCAUCAACCCCUGCUGAAUGGACUCCUCCAGGGAUCUACCUCGGAGCAGCCUGCUCUGCAAGGUGCAGCGAUGGAGCUCAAAUCAGCCCAUGACCAGAGGCAGCAUGUGGCAGAUCUCUUUAUGGCUGCACUGGCUGCUGCCUGCAGCAUCCCCCUGGGAAGGAACGGGUGUCGGGAAGCCAAGCAGCAGGUCUCCCAGGAGGUGGCUGAGAAGCUCAUGGAAGGAGAGAGCCAGCAGCUUGGGAGGCUACUGGGGAGACUUGAGCACCCAAGCUGCUCCCUGAAUGUGCUCAAGAUCCUCUAUGCUGGCUGCUAUGCCAGCCCAAGCCUGUGCCAGAACCUGGGAAGAAGCCAGCGAGUGUGGGGUUCCCUCAUGCAGCUCUCGAAGGGCAAGGUCCCUAUGGCAGAUGUGGCCCGGUGGGCAGCCUGUGAGGCCUCUCUGCACCUGCUGGCCCUGCUCACCCUGCAGCUCCAGGGCUCCCCUCCCAGGCUUGAGGAGGUGGUUACAGUGGCCAUGGAUAUCAUCACCCAGUCUCCUGUCAUCUCCCUUGUGGGUGCUGCAGCAUUCCUCCUGACACAGCUCAAUCAGCACGGGGUGAUCAUGGCACUCAGGGGAGAGGAGAUCCUGCCAGCAGUGAUGAACGCGUUGAUGGCACCUAUUGAGCUGCAGCUGCCCCCACCAAUGGGUGCUGGUAUCUAUGAUGGGCUCUUUUUCCUCCUGCUGAAGCUCCUUGCCCAGGAGGAUGUGGUCGUGGAAUGGGGCUUUGCUGCCUCAGAGCUGUGGAACGUUGUAUGGCAUAGAGUUGCUGCGGUGCUUCAUGUGGGCAGUGAGAAUGCAAUGCUGGAAGGAGACAGUCUAGGGGCAGGCCACCCCACAGCAGAGCCGGACUGGAACCUCCUCUCCCCUCAGGGCAUCCUGCUCUUCCUCAGCCUGGCCCUCUUCGUCUUCACCUGUGAGUCGCCCCAGUGCCUGCCUCAGCUCGCUCAGCCCUGUGGUGUCCUCAUGGAGACGCUGAAGACGUUGCUGUCCCCCAGCUUCCUGGCAUGCCUGGCACAGACGCAAGUGGGGGAGAACGGGGAUCCUGAGCUGGUCCCAGCUGUGGUGCUCCAGGCCUGCCAGCUCCUCUGUUUCCCUUUUGCCCUGGAUGUGGAUGAAGACACAUUGUCAUCAGUCAUGAAGGGUGUGAGAGACUCUCAGAUCCCUGCCCACCUGCUGCAGGCCUGCUGUCAUCAUCUGCCCUUUUCGGACACGGAGCUCCCCAUAAGUCUUUUGUGCCACCUCGUUGUGUCUGAUGAGCAGGUCAUAGACCAAACUGUUGGGGAGGCUGCUGCCUCGGAGCACAUCAUUGCCUUCUUGACAACCGUCUUGUUUUCAGAUAACCCCACGAUCACAAGUGAUCUCCUGUCCCUCUUGACUCAUGUGGCCCGGGUCUGUCCGGAGCACCUGCCCUUUCUCCAGAGGAUCCUGGGCGGCUCAGAUGUGGCCUGUCAGCCACUGACUCGCCUGCUUUGCCAUUCGGAACACUCUGUACGUGCCAAAACCUGCAGUCUUCUGGGCAACCUGCUCCGACACGGCCACGGCUUUCCCCAGGCACUGCAGAGUCAGCUUGGUCUGCUAGAGAGCCUGCUGGAGUGCCUGGCAGACCAGGACGAGAACGUGCGCAAGGCAGCCAGUUUUGCAGUGGGCAAUGCUGCUUACCACAGGUCCUCCCCGGCCGAGACCCUGGGCAGGGCCAUACCUAGGCUGACAAAACUCUUGAGCGAUGUGCAGGCCAAGACACGCUGCAAUGCAGCCUGGGCCCUCGGCAACCUGGGGCAACACUCGGUGGAGCUGGGAGACAUGCUGAUCCAGAGCAAGGCCCCCCAAGUCCUGCUGGAGGUGGCGUGCCGGGACCCCUGGGCCAGCGUGCGGGAAGGAGCCCUCGUUGCCCUGCGGGCCGUCAGCCAGCACCCAGCGAUACAGCAGGUGCUGCUGUCUCUCGGGGCCAGUGAGAAGCUGGCUGUACUGGCCAGCAGGGACUCUCAGCCCACUGUUGGUGGCAGCCCCCGGCCUUCUUCCACCCGACACUGCAAAAAGCUCAUCCACCUCCUUGCACCUAUGCACAGCACCUGAGGAAGCCAGCACUGGGAAACCACCUGUCCCCCCAGAUCCUGGCAAGUGCCUGCAAGCAGUACGUGCUCCUGUCUCUCAUUCUGCACCGGCACUGAGAGCUAAAGCCUGUGGUCACUGGGAGGUUGUCUCCACCGAAACUUUCCAGCAGGUUGAGAGAAACACUCUUCCUCCUUGUGCUUCAGCCCUGACCUUCAGCAAAAUCCACUUCCUCUACCCCAAGAAGGACCCUGGUCAGCAGCCCAGGUUCUUGGCUGUUGCUAGAAUUUAACCUGGACAGAUCCAAUCUUCAGAAACAGGGACAUGCUCCUUGCAGUGGGGCAGCCAUCUUCGGCCCAAGCAUUCCACGUGCGGCAAAGGUGGCGUUCCUGGACUUCUUAGUGUUACAGUGAGAGAGGUGUCUGCAUAGGGACUUGUGGAGUACCUACGUGCCCUGUGCCCAGAGAGCUCCACACCCACGCUCUCCCCAGGGUGAGGCCUUCCAGCCCAUCCAGCUUUAAUGUGAAGGCUGUGAAGCUUUUCCCGGGAAAGAGCCUCUCAAUCUAAAGAAACUGGCUCUUGAUAA
This is a messenger RNA of Rhea pennata, 4688 nucleotides long. It is a transcript of the gene STK36, whose product is annotated as serine/threonine kinase 36. Gene Ontology annotation, biological process: protein phosphorylation. Gene Ontology annotation, cellular component: cytoplasm. The record is from RefSeq and is a predicted model, not a curated record. The transcript has 27 exons. Gene Ontology annotation, molecular function: protein binding; ATP binding; protein kinase activity. NCBI's taxonomy places the organism in Eukaryota, Metazoa, Chordata, Aves, Rheiformes, Rheidae. Bases 122 to 4126 code for a protein of 1334 amino acids.